Molecule: messenger RNA, 3457 nt
Organism: Elaeis guineensis (African oil palm)
Lineage: Eukaryota; Viridiplantae; Streptophyta; Magnoliopsida; Arecales; Arecaceae
Product: pentatricopeptide repeat-containing protein At2g29760, chloroplastic-like
Biological process (GO): RNA modification
Molecular function (GO): zinc ion binding; RNA binding; protein binding
Source: RefSeq, a predicted model, not a curated record
AAAUUUGCAGCAGAAUGCUGAUCAAGUCCAACUGGUUAAGCACAAAGGCAUUAACUCCAAAGCCAGGACGGGCCGCGUAAUGCACCGCGGCCGUUUCUAGCCGUUACCUAACUGCCAUUUGAAUUCAAAAGGGACAUCGGUACGCCUCGGACACCUGCGGUAACGCUAUGGCGUGCGCCUCUCCAUUCCCCAUUCACCCAGCCAAAACUCUGGAGCGUAGGGUCAUGUCCCUAAUCCAAGAGGCCACUACCCUCCCCCAACUCCUCCAAAUCCACAGCCUCCUCCUCAAAACCUCUCUCGACCGCAGCAUCUUCGUCCUCGCCAAAUUCCUCCGCCGAUGCUUCGCCUUUUCCUCUCCUCAGGCCUUGCCGCAUGGCCGAUCCAUCUUUGACAGAAUCCACGCCCCUGACACAUUCCUAUGGAACACCUUGAUCCGCGCCUACUUGCAGUCGCAAGAGCCCGUCGAAUCUCUUCACCUCUUCCACAAAAUGAGGCUCCGUGAGGGCGUCACGGUCGAUAGCUUCAGCAUCUCAUUAGCUCUCCAGGCAUGUGGAAGGUCCGGGGAGUCUACGAUUGGUAGAGCAAUACACACUCAUUUGUUAAAGGUCGGAUUUGUAUCGGAUUUGUUUGUGCAGACGGCUCUCGUGGAGAUGUAUGCAAAGGUUGGAGAUGUCAGUAUCGCGAGAAGGGUUUUCGAUGAAAUGCCUGAGAGAGAUUUAGUCUCGUACAAUGUCAUGCUGGCGGAGUAUGUCGGGUGUGAUAAUGUCCAAGAAGCUCGUCGGUUGUUCGACGAGAUGCCUGAUAGGGAUUUGGUUUCUUGGAAUACAAUGAUCCAUGGGUACGCAAUGAGCGGCGAUCUCCAUGCUGCACAACAAAUAUUUGAUAGGACCCACGAGAAGGACUUGUUCUCUUGGAGCUUGAUGAUUUCAGCAUAUGCACAGAGCAGGCAGUCGAGCGAGGCAUUGAGGCUAUUUCGUGAGAUGCAGUUGGCAAAUGUGGUGCCCGAUAAGGUUACAAUGGUCAGCGUGCUUUCUGCUUGUGGUGAUCUGGGGGCUUUGAGCAUGGGGAAGGUGAUUCAUAGGUUUAUAGAGAGGAAGGUAAUGGAAGUGGAUCUCAGACUCGGAACUUCUCUGGUUGACAUGUAUGCCAAGUGCGGAGAUAUUGAUAGUUCCCUUGGAGUCUUCCUUAAGCUGUCUGAGAGGGAUGUUCUUACUUGGAGUAGCAUGAUCAUAGGGCUUGCAAACCAUGGGCUGGGGAUGGUUGCCCUUGAUUUCUUCUCUAAGAUGAUAUCUGAACAAAUGAAACCAAAUGAGAUCACUUUUGUCGGAGUGCUGAUGGCUUGUGGCCAUGCUGGUCUGGUCAGUGAAGGUAGGGCUCACUUUAACUCAAUGAGCGAUGUGCAUGGCAUUUCACCUACUAUUGAACACUAUGGAUGCAUGGUUGACCUCUUGGGAAGGGCUGGGCAUAUUGAAGAGGCGAGACAAUUUAUCAAAGAUAUGCCCUUUGAGCCAGAUGCAGUUGUCUGGAGGGCACUUCUUGGUGCAUGUCGAAUCCAUAAAAAUGUUGAGGUAGCAGAAGAAGCUAUAGCCAAACUUGUUGAUUUAGAGCCUCUUGUUGAUGGGCAUUAUGUCCUGUCAUCAAACAUUUUUGCACAUGCCAACAGGUGGGAUGGUGUUGCAAACUUGAGGAAAAUGAUGAGAAGCAAAAGCAUUCAAAAGGUCCCUGGGAGCAGUUCAAUUGAGGUUGAUGAUACAGUUUAUGAGUUUGUUGCUGGUGAUAAAUCACACCCCAGGUGUGAUGAGAUCUACAGAAUGUUGAACGAGAUGAUUGAUCGACUAAAACAAGCUGGAUAUAGACCAAUGAUAUCCUUCGUCUUGCAAGAUGUUGAUGAAACAUUGAAAGAGUGCAUAUUGAUUCAACACAGUGAGAAGUUAGCUAUCGCUUUUGGACUUCUGACUUCCCCUCCAAAGUCUAUUAUUCGAAUUAUGAAGAAUCUUCGAGUAUGUGAGGAUUGCCAUUGGGCCAUUAAGCUUGUCUCUUUAGUUUAUGAUCGCCAGCUGAUCAUCAGAGACCGAAACCGGUUCCACCAUUUUGCCAAAGGGAAGUGCUCUUGCAGGGACUACUGGUGAGCUUGGGAAUUAUUGAGUUCAUCAAGAGCAAUGCUUCUAUAAUAAAACUAUUCUCUGAGCCUCACAGAACUUCCCUCUUCUUGAAAAAUAGCUAUAGCUACAAGUCAAGAUGGUUUUGUUUGCAAUCAGUAUGCUGAAGCUCUCACCCCUGACAUCAAUUCAAACAUAUUCAAAAACAAGCUCAUCCAUCUCGUUCUCCAACUGCAUGGCAUGACACUUUCUGUGGAGCAUCAUUAUCAUACGCCACUAUGAUGGACACUAGUAUAUGUCUUGAUAGACCCUCUUCUACAAAAUCCUCAAGGUUUUUAACCUCACUUGAUAACUUCAUGCUCUUACGUGUGAUCAAAGGUGCACUUAGCUAUAUGUAUUCAAAGGAAGGAAGAAGAUCCACAAGUCAGGAGCUGGAAAGUGCAUUUGCACCAGAAACUGUAUGAAGGUAGUCUAGAUAGUCUUUCUCCAUAUUUGGUGGGAUGGAUCAUAAUCUAAGUGCUUAAUGGAGUUGGAAUUAUCUGUUGAAAUGAUAAUUUGUGGUAGAGUUGGAAUAAUUUAUUUAUUGCAUAUUUAAGUACAGAUGGAUGGAGUUUUUUUCCAUCCUGUUAUUUUAAAGAGAUGUUUAUGACAUUCAUUGAAUUGUGAAUGGGGAGCAUCAAAGUACUACUUCUGCAGCAUAAGGCUUCUGUAAUACAUAUUACGGAGUUUUGAUCUUUGAAGAAGGAGAAUAUACAAGGCGCUUCGCAAGGCAUUGCACGAACAUGUUCCCCCAUCAUAAAAUAAAAAAAAAGUCAAUGAGGAGAAAACAAGAAACUAAGAGAGCGCAUGAACUAGACCAAUGCGCAUAAAAGUUGAUUCCCUUCCCUUACUGUGGUGUGCUGGGAGAUGACUCACAGGAAACUCCAAGAUGGGAAGGCAAUGCAAGACUAUUUGGAAAUUGUUAAGGAAUGCUUUUGUGUUUCAUCCUCAUCAUAAAGAAUGGUGAGACCAAGUUAAAUUGAGAAUUUGUAAGUGACAAGUACUCUAGGAAGAGUUGAAAGCAAAAGGAUGACACCUACAUACUUUUAUUAUUGUUUGCCAGAUUGCCACAUGUUCUCAUUUUUGCUGGUUCUCGUACCUACUGGUUCUUUCUAUUCUGUCCACACUGAGAAGAAGAGAUUUUGCUUGCUACACGGAGAUAUAUGUUGUACCUUGUAGGGGACUUUUAGUUGCAGCUUUUUCUUUCUAAAUUAUGUGAUCUCUAUAUACCUUCUGGCCAAGGAUGUAGACCAUUUGACAAUGGUCAUGCCCAGAACGUGUCCUGUUGUUUGUAAAGAAAUUUCUACUGACAAUUUGAA